Messenger RNA from Klebsormidium nitens, 2287 nucleotides. Lineage: Eukaryota; Viridiplantae; Streptophyta; Klebsormidiophyceae; Klebsormidiales; Klebsormidiaceae. The record is from the annotation of a GenBank genome assembly.
UGCUUGAGCGCAGGCGCUCAACCAGCUUUCGAGUUUCAGCAGCUACACUGUAAGUCUUCAAAAACACAGGAGGGAGCUGAGGCGAAGUGUGCUCUGAUCAAUCUGCAAUUGCCGCAACCUCAGCAGAACCAGGCGCAUACGUGCCUUGCAGCUGGAUCUUCUCCCUUGAGAUCUCUGAAUUAAAUCCAAGAUGGCGCCCAGUCCAAUAGUUGCAGGACAGCUCUUUUCCAAGCAGACGCAGGCGCUGUUCUACAACUACAAGCCCUUGCCGGUGCAACGGAUGCUGGAUUUUGACUUUCUAUGCGGGCGUAUCACUCCAUCCGUGGCUGGCGUCAUCAAUCCUGGCUCCGACGGCUUUCAAAAGCUCUUCUUUGGUCAAGAGGAGAUCGCCAUUCCGGUGCACGGAAGUAUCCCAAGUGCCUGCAAAGCACACCCAAAGGCGGAUGUCUUGAUCAACUUUGCAUCCUUCAGAAGUGCUUUCGCGUCUUCAAUGGAUGCCCUGAAGCAGCCAACCAUCCGCGUUGUAGCAAUCAUCGCAGAAGGCGUGCCUGAGCAGGACACGAAGAAACUCAUUGCAUAUGCCAGGGCCAAUAACAAGGUCAUCCUGGGGCCAGCAACUGUGGGGGGUGUCCAGGCGGGGGCCUUCAAGAUUGGAGACACAGCCGGCACGCUUGAGAAUAUUAUUGCGUGCAAGCUGUACCGGCCAGGCUCUGUCGGCUUUGUGUCCAAGUCCGGGGGCAUGUCCAACGAGAUGUUCAACGUCUGUGCGCGUGUGACUGACGGGAUCUUUGAGGGGAUCGCGAUUGGGGGGGAUGCAUUCCCAGGCUCAACACUUUCUGACCACUGCUUACGAUACAACAGUAUACCUGCGGUCAAGCUCAUUGUUGUCUUGGGUGAAAUCGGAGGGCAAGACGAGUACAGCCUGGUGGAAGCAUUGAAAGCUGGCAAGAUUCAGAAGCCGGUGGUUGCCUGGGUCAGCGGGACGUGCGCAACGCUGUUCAAGUCGGAAGUGCAGUUUGGCCACGCUGGAGCCAAGAGCGGCGGGGAGGAAGAGUCCGCGCAGGCAAAGAACGCCGCACUGAAAGCGGCCGGCGCCAUUGUCCCGACCAGUUUCGAGGGCCUGGAGGACGCGGUCCGGACAGCGUAUCAAGCACUCGUGGAGGAGGGGACCGUGACACCCGCGCAGGAGGUGGAGCCGCCGAUCGUACCGGAGGAUCUGAAGAACGCAAUCAAGGCAGGGAAAGUGCGCGCGCCAACACACAUCGUGUCGACCAUCUGCGAUGACAGAGGCGAGGAGCCGACGUACGCGGGCGUGCCGAUGAGCACCAUCAUCGAGGAGGGCUUCUCCAUGGGCGACGUGCUGAGCCUGCUGUGGUUCAAACGGUCGCUGCCCAAGUACUGCACGCGCUUCAUCGAGAUGUGCAUCAUGCUCUGCGCCGACCACGGGCCCUGCGUGUCGGGCGCGCACAACACCAUCGUCACCGCGCGCGCGGGCAAGGACCUCGUCUCCUGCCUCGUAGCGGGGCUGCUGACAAUCGGCCCCCGGUUUGGCGGCGCCAUCGACGAUGCUGCCCGGUACUUCAAAGACGCCGCGGACAAGGGGCUGAAGCCGUUCGAGUUCGUGGAGGGGAUGAAGAAGAAGGGCAUCCGGGUGCCGGGAAUCGGGCACAGGAUCAAGAGCCGCGACAACCGGGACAAGCGCGUGGAGCUGCUACAGCAGUACGCGCGCGCCAACUUCCCGUCCACGCGCUACAUGGACUACGCCGUGACGGUGGAGACGUACACGCUCACCAAGGCCGCCAACCUGGUUUUGAACGUGGACGGCUGCAUCGGGUCGCUGUUCCUGGACCUGCUGGUCAGCUGCGCCAUGUUCACGCAGCACGAGAUUGACGAGAUUGUGGACAUCGGGUACCUGAACGGCCUCUUUGUGCUCGCCAGAAGCAUCGGCUUCAUUGGGCACACAUUCGAUCAGAAGCGUUUGAAGCAACCUCUGUACCGGCAUCCUUGGGAGGACGUCCUUUACACAAAUGUCGAGAGCUCAGCUCAGCCGAGGUAAACGCAGACUGUGUUGACUGCCCUAGGAUUAUUAGUCGUGCAAGCGGGCACAACCGGAGGGAUGUAGCAGACACCUGUGGCUGGACUUCUUCAUAAGCGAAGCUUUCAUGACGCGAUCGAACUGACGGAUAUUACAGAAUGGACGGUAGGGCUCUGCUCAUGAUGUGUCAAUCGCCUUGACAUAUUGCGCAAAAGGCGCGCUCUGUAACAAUUGCUCGUUCUUGGUAGUUCC